Messenger RNA from Pochonia chlamydosporia 170, 1044 nucleotides. Its product is annotated as sphingolipid long chain base-responsive protein PIL1. Gene Ontology annotation, biological process: eisosome assembly; negative regulation of protein kinase activity; endocytosis. The coding region runs from base 1 to 1044 and encodes 347 amino acids. Gene Ontology annotation, molecular function: lipid binding. Gene Ontology annotation, cellular component: eisosome filament; plasma membrane. The record is from RefSeq and is a predicted model, not a curated record. Lineage: Eukaryota; Fungi; Ascomycota; Sordariomycetes; Hypocreales; Clavicipitaceae. The transcript is spliced from 5 exons.
AUGCAUCGCACCUAUUCUAUGCGCACCACACGUGCGCCUACUGCUUCGCAGCUGCAGAGCCCGCCGCCUCCUCCAUCAUCCACCAAAUCCGGCCGGUUCUUCGGAAAGGGUAACUUGGGCCACGCACUGCGCCGCAAUGCCGGUGGUGCUUUCGGCCCCGAUCUGGCCAAGAAGCUGGCACAGCUGGUCAAGAUGGAGAAGAACGUGAUGCGAAGCUUGGAGACGGUCGCCAAGGAGCGCAUGGAUGUCGCUCAACAAUUGUCCAUCUGGGGUGAAGGCGGCGACGAGGAUGUUUCCGAUGUUACUGACAAGCUUGGUGUAUUGCUAUACGAGAUUGGCGAGCUGGAGGAUCAGUAUGUCGAUCGCUACGACCAGUACCGUAUCACCAUGAAGAGCAUUCGCAAUAUUGAGGCUUCAGUCCAGCCCAGCCGAGACCGCAAGCAAAAGAUCACGGAUCAAAUUGCUCAGCUCAAGUACAAGGAGCCUAACUCGCCCAAGAUUGUCGUUUUGGAACAGGAACUCGUCCGUGCCGAGGCUGAGUCGCUCGUCGCCGAAGCCCAGCUCUCCAACAUUACCCGCGAAAAGGUCAAGGCCGCCUACACCUACCAGUUCGACGCUCUCCGUGAGCACUGCGAAAAGGUCGCCAUCAUUGCCGGUUACGGAAAGCACCUUCUCGAGCUCAUUGACGACACUCCCGUCACUCCCGGUGAGACCCGACAGGCAUACGACGGAUAUGAGGCUAGUAGAGCCAUUAUCCAGGACUGCGAGGACGCUCUCACCAACUGGGUCACCGCCAACGCUGCCAUCUCCUCCAAGCUCUCCACUCGCUCCCGUACUCUGUCCCAGCGCCGCCGCAACAACAUCCGCACCAGGAACGAGGGCGGCCAUGACUUGUCCGGCCAGGACGCCCCUCUGAAUGAUAGCAGUUCUUGGGUGGGACGACAUGGUGAGGAGAGCGAGGAGGAGGAAGAGGAGGAGGAGGAGGUCGGCAGCGACAUUAACGGUGAGGCACGUGGCCGUACCAAGGAGGCUCUGGCUGCGUAA